This is a messenger RNA of Trichomonas vaginalis G3, 270 nucleotides long. RefSeq names its product permease. The transcript has a single exon. NCBI's taxonomy places the organism in Eukaryota, Parabasalia, Trichomonadida, Trichomonadidae. Gene Ontology annotation, biological process: transmembrane transport. Gene Ontology annotation, molecular function: purine nucleobase transmembrane transporter activity. The record is from RefSeq and is a predicted model, not a curated record. Bases 1 to 270 code for a protein of 89 amino acids. Gene Ontology annotation, cellular component: plasma membrane.
AUGGAAACAAAUUCAAGUUUUUUAGAAAGAACAUUUUCUCUCAAUGAGAGAAAGACUAAUGCCAAGACAGAAUUUUUGGCAGGGCUUACAACUUUUAUGACAAUGUCAUAUAUACUUGUUGUAAAUCCAAACAUGUUAUCUGAAACUGGAAUGGACAAGGGUGGAGUUUUCACUGCGACUAUUAUUUCGUCAAUCAUUGCAAUGAUCUUUAUGGGACUAUUUGCAAACUUGCCCUUCGCACUUUCAGCAGGAGUGGGACUUAAUGCUUAA